Xenopus laevis (African clawed frog) is the source of this 1964-nucleotide messenger RNA. It is a transcript of the gene znf33a.S, whose product is annotated as oocyte zinc finger protein XlCOF15-like. Lineage: Eukaryota; Metazoa; Chordata; Amphibia; Anura; Pipidae. The record is from RefSeq and is a predicted model, not a curated record.
AAUAACAAAAAAACAAAAUAAAACCAAAAUAAACUAAAACCUCACUCAGCGAUAUACUGAAUUGAUGACAUCACAUAUAAGUGUGAUUGUUCUGCUCUGUGCACUGGUUCUCUUGGAGGGUUGGGAUUGGAGCAGAGAGCACUAGGACCCUGCAGGCUCCAGGAGGAAAGUCACAUGGGAGGAGGAAAGUCAUGUGAGAGGAGGAAAGUCACAUGGGAGGAGGAAAGUCACGUGAGAGCAGGAAAGUCACAUGACAGGAGGAAAGUCAUGUGACAAGAGGAAAGUCAUGUGAGAGGAGGAAAGUCACAUGACAGGAGGAAAGUCACAUGGGAGGAGGAAAGUCACGUGAGAGCAGGAAAGUCACAUGACAGGAGGAAAGUCAUAUGACAGGAGGAAAGUCACGUGACAGGAGGAGGAAUAGCAAGUUGUGUGUGAGUGGAUGAGGAGAGACUGCAGAUACUUGCUUGAAAUAAAGAAGAGAGUUAAAAGAACCAAAAGUUAACAAUUUCCAGAUAAAAACAAGAAGUCUUCCAAUAAGAAAAAUCUGUAUUAGACUUAGGAAAAUCUUUAGCGCAAUGGACAGUUCAAACUUCCAGAAGGAACUUCGCUUAGUGACUCAAAGUUUCCCAUGCCUAAAGUGUGGGAAAAGAUUCUGGUCAAAAAGCUCCGUUAAAGCUCACCAGAGCAUUCACACCGGGGAGAAACCAUUCAAGUGCACAGAAUGUGGCAGAAGUUUCAGGCUAAAACAUACUCUUAAAAAACACCAGGCAAUUCACACAGGGGAGAAACCUUAUGUAUGUACUGAAUGUGGGAAACAAUUCCCUGCAAAGGAUCAUCUAGUCAUCCACCUGAAUAUUCACACAGGAGUAAAACCACACGUAUGUACAGAAUGUGGGAAAAGCUUCUCCCAGAACAGUAACCUGCACAACCGCUUUAAAAUUCACACAGGGGAGAAACCAUUUUCUUGCUCAGAAUGUGGGAAAAGUUUUCGUUUAAAGGUCGACCUCACCAGACAUCACACAAUUCAUACAGGGGAGAAACCUUUCACUUGUACUGAAUGUGGGAGACGUUUCUCUACAAGCAAUAAUUUUACUUCACACCUAAGAACCCACAAUUGAGAGAAACCUUUCACAUGUAGUGGAGUGUGGAAACAAUUCACUUAGAAGUUUGAAGGACACGUUCAAGUUCACACAGAAGAAAAUACUUUUCCGUGUUCAGAUUGUGGUUAAAGCUUUCAAGAGAAACGUUCAACUCCCAACACAACUCACACGGCAUUGAAACAUUUUCCAUACACGGAAUGUGUAGUUCUGUGUUCAGAGAGAUUCCUUACCAACCACCAGAGAAUUCACACACUGGAGAAUCUGUCCAUGAAGAUAAUUUGAGAAACCUGACUCUACAAAGUCCAUCCUUCAACAACAACAUACAAUUCAUACAGGGCAGAAACCUUUCCCACGAAUGUGGGAGACAUUUCUCUACAAGCAAUAAUUUUACUUCACACCUAAGAACCCACAAUCGAGAGAAACCUUUCACAUGUUCAGGAGUGUGGAAACAAUUCAGUUAUGAGGAUACGUUUGAAGAACACGUUCAACUCAACCAACACAACUCGCACAGCAUUGAAACAUAUUCUAUACACGAAAUGUUCUAUGUUCAGAGAGAUUCCUUACCAACCACCAGAGAAUUCACACACUGGAGAAUCUGUCCAUGAAGAGAAUUUUCAUGAAGAGAAACCAAGUCCAUCAUUCAACAACAGCAUAUAAUACAGGGGAGAAACCUUUCUCAGAAUGAAGUUUCUCAAGUAGUAGGUUUCAUCUCCUCCACCAGAACAUACAAGGGAAGAGAUACAGUCACUUAUUUCUCCUCCAGACUCUCUACUCUCUACUUCCGAUGAUGUCACUUCCGGUUUAUAAUGUCAGCACUUCCUGAUUCUUGAUGGUCAGCGGGUCGCGGGUCCGGGUUGCAGAGAA